GUUGAACUAGCCCUUCAAAAUGAGAAACAAUCACUUCGAUACACCAAAUGUACAGUACGGUCACGUGAUGAAUAACAAGCUUAGUUGACAAUCGCAUAGGAAGAAACGCGAGACCACACGAGAAUUUUAUCCUGCAGCAACAAACAUAAAUCUAAACAAUCUCGCCCAUUUAAAUGGUAAGGAUCCACUCCACGAUUCUGUUUUAGAUUGACAGGAUUGUAUAGCUUCGUACAAUAACUGUGCAUGUAAUGUAUCUCAGAUUGCAUGGGACAAUAUUCUAGAUUUAAUUUCGACAGCACUUGACUCGUUGGGGCUAAAACGAGUGCGAAUUAACAUGAUGCUGCUGUCGUGAACUGUGAUUGUCACGUAGGCUAGCCAAGGAGAAUUUAAAGCAAAACGAGUCGAUAAUAUCGUGCAUGGACAAUAGAAUGUCUCUCAUUUUUCACAUUAUGUUUUUGGGAUAGUAUACGUCCGGAUCGUCAUUUUAUGCAGGCAAUGUGGCUAAACGGAGUAUCCCAGGUGUAACAGGUUGAGAUUGGGCGCCAUGGAUGUGUCCAGUCACAGCCUCUACCUCCUGCAGCAGCUGAAUGUUCAGAGGGAGUUUGGCUUCUUGUGUGACUGCACUGUUGCCAUUGGCAACGUGUACUUCAAAGCCCACCGGGCAGUUCUAGCGGCCUUCUCCAACUACUUCAAGAUGAUCUUCAUCCAUCAGUCCAGUGAGUGCAUAAAAAUUCAACCAACGGACAUCCAGCCUGAUGUGUUCAGUUACCUGCUCCAUAUAAUGUACACUGGCAUGGGGCCAAAGCAGCCAGUGGAUAAGAGCCGUCUUCAAGAAGGGAUAAAGUUUCUUCAUGCCUACCAGCUGUGCCGUAAACCAGACGAGGCAGGUCCAGACCCAGCCUCUGACCUCCGCAUGUCCAACCUUUACGGCAUCCAGAUCUCCUCCCAGCUCCCAAAUAAGGAUGGCACAGGGCCGAAAUCGGGUGGGCAGCGGGACCCUGAGGGAUCACGCUCCACUAGUCGGGCAGAGUGGGCUGAGCGCUCCCAUGCCCGACCCUCCUCCCAGGCGGUUGGCCUGGAGGGCAUCCCCUCUGACCACCAGCUGCCCGGCAUGCGGCCCCUAUCUUCCCUGGCUUCCGGGGAUGACUCGGACAUCUCCACCCGGAUCAAAGAGGAGCGCCUGGACGACGAGGAGCAGGAGGAAGUGGACAAGCCUUCGCUGCCCCCUCCGGCUCCUCGAUCCUCACUCUCCCCGGCCCAGGGGAACCCUUGCCAGCCAGGCCUGGCUCUCCUGUGUCCUCACUGUGGUGAGCGCUGCCUGUCUCCUGAGGGUCUGAAGGAGCACCUGAUCAGCCACGCGGCCUGCUCCCUUGAGCCGCUGAUGGAGGGGACUCCCUCAGAGGACGCGGACUUGGGUGGGCCGGGAGGGGCAGAGGAGCACCGGGCCUCACGGGAGCGCCUGGACGCCGGCUGCCUGGAGGAGGCCUUAAGACAGAGCCAGGCGCUGGCCGACGAGAUCGCGGCCGAGCUGAGGCGAGGCGGGGGCGCGGGGGGCGUCGGGAUCGGGGGGUUCACCGGCGCCAGCCCCCCCAUGGUCGGCCUGUUCACGCGCAAGCGGAAGAUCGCGUGCGCUGUGUGCAACCAGCGGUUCGCGCACAAGAGCCAGCUGCAGGAGCACAUGUUCUCGCACGUGGGCAAGACGGCACGCCACCACCACCCGCACCACCCGCACCAGCACCAGCGCUACAGCCGCUUCUGCAACCAGCUGCUGCAGGUGGCGUGCGAGGGCACGGGUGAUAGUGCUCAAGGGGCCGGGCCAGGACCAGGGGAGGGGUCAGCAGAGGAAGGGGGGGCCAGGGAUGGCCAGGACAACGGCAGCUCCUGCUACUCGCUAGACUCAGAGGUGUCGCGGGAGAGUGUGGAUGCCGUCGCUGUUGAAUAGCAAAAAAAAAAAAAAUACAUUUAUGAAUGUAAAGUAAGGAACAGAGACAAGAUAAACAGCAUACACACUCUCUUUCCACAAAGACAGGAUCUGUAUGUGGAAAAUGAAUGGCGCUUUUUCUCACUCUUUUCCUGUCCGUCUCCAGUAGCCUGAAUAUCUUUUCUUGUAUGAGUAUCAUCAUGGUGGCUAUGAUGUAGGAGGUCUCCAUGUUGGAAUAUUGGUGCUUACAGUAUUUGUGUUUCAGCAUUGUCUAAGUUGUGCUGUUUUGUUUGAUGUAUUCCUAAAAAUAGCAUAUAAUGCUAUCCCAAAACAUUUAUAUACUUUGGAUUACGCAAAGUUUUUUUUUGUUCAAUAUGAAUGUUGUAUGAAAAUAUUGAAGUCCAAGACUAAUCUUUGAAUUUUAUUUGCGUCACUUUGGAAGGAAUACUUGAUAAUGAGUAUACAAAUGAAACAAGUUUGCUGUGCCUUUGAGGGAUUUAUCUAAAGGCGCCUUCAUAUCUAUUUUGUUCCAAAUCAGAGUUGCUGCUUUCACAUAUACCCAAUCGAGCCGAUCUUUGAGGGAAACGCUCCACGUUCCCAUUGAAAUAGCCAGGUGUGAAAGCGCUCUAAGAACUCUCACUACCCCAGCAAAUGCACUUGCUUCUCAAGCUCCACCAAAUCCUAUCUAAGAUCCUAUCUAAUACAUGUGAUAUUCUAAAUUCCAACAACAAAGCUCUUGUUGGAGAACAGUCAUUCAAAGCAUGUUUUUUCUUUUUUCAAAAACAAUAUAUAUAUAUAUGUAUAUAUAUAUAUAUAUAUUUGUAAAUCAUCAUAAUGCAGUCUUUUGACCGGAUAGAUAUGUUGCUUGUUCAUCUGAGAUAACUGCUGUUUGCAAGAAACGAGCCUAAAGCCACAAGCGUCAGGCACCAGACGUGGACUGACUAACCCCCAGGGCCAUUACUGCACUUUUUGGCGAGACACACUCUAACCUGGCACAAAAUGAAACCUGAGUUUUCUGCAGGGCAGUUCUACUGGACGUUAGUCCCAAUGCCAAAAUUAAAAAUCAAAUUGAAUUUGUUUUGAACUCGUUAACUCAGAAGAUCUAUAAUAUACUGUAUAUUUGUGCCAGACAGAUCAGCCUUGAAAUUAUGGCCUAAUUUGAUAGCUGGUGAAAUUUCAUUUGUCAUGCCUCUGAAUGCUUCAAGAAGAUGGCAGAUGAGUUAGUUAUAUUUGACAGUCAGUAAUGUCUAUACUGGAGCCAUAUUGACUGUAUGAUGCAGUAAUUUUGAAGAGCAUGCUUAAUUUGGAUAAUGAAUUCUACACACCCCUCCCUUUUCAAAGCACAGCAUGUUUGAUUCGUAUGACACUACUGUAUCUCUAUAUCAUAUCAAGGACAACUUGCUUUGAUGGCGCAAAGCAUAUUUGGUUCCUGAACUGAAUAUACAUAGUUCCGUUUCUUAAAUAGUCCAUUGUACUGGAUAGUCCAUGCUUUUUGAAUGUGCUGGUUAUUGCAGUUUUGUCAGUUCCAUGUUUAGCGUGCUGUGAUUGGUUUGUAAAACCUGUGUAACAGUUACAGAUGUGCUCUUCAUCUGUGUAUUUUGUGACCAGUAUGGUGUGUAUGUAUUAAGUUCACUUUGCCAUUCAGUGUAAAGUGUAUAUCAUUACGUGGUACGCGUUUUCAAAAUAUUUUUGGUAAUAAACUUGUUUUUCCAAAA
Molecule: messenger RNA, 3636 nt
Organism: Alosa sapidissima (American shad)
Lineage: Eukaryota; Metazoa; Chordata; Actinopteri; Clupeiformes; Clupeidae
Gene: zbtb25
Product: zinc finger and BTB domain containing 25
Exons: 3
Coding region: 545-1942 (465 amino acids)
Biological process (GO): regulation of transcription by RNA polymerase II
Cellular component (GO): nucleus
Molecular function (GO): RNA polymerase II cis-regulatory region sequence-specific DNA binding; protein binding; DNA-binding transcription factor activity, RNA polymerase II-specific
Source: RefSeq, a predicted model, not a curated record